AUGAACAACAACAACAAUGGAGUCAAUCACAGUAAAACUAAAACAACAAAAGGUCGGCAGAAGAUUGAAAUAAAGAAAUUAGAAAACAAAAACAGCCUGCAAGUGACAUUCUCCAAGCGCCGGUCAGGCCUCUUCAGUAAAGCCAUGGAGCUCAGCGUUCUAUGCGGUGCAGAAGUGGGCAUGGUGGUGUUUUCUCCCAACGGAAAAAUCUAUCUCCUCGGCCACCCAAACUUUGAGACCGUCUUGAACCGCUUUCUCAACGAAGACGAGUCUUCGUCUUUCGAUUAUCAUCAUCAAGAGGUUAAUUCUGAAGGUUUCAUCGCGUUUGUGCAAGAGCACAACAGGCAAUACGAGCAGGCGUUGAAGGAGUUGGAGAGGGAAAAGGUUCGGUCCAAGAAGAUCGAACAGGAGAAUAAUAUGAAUGAAAUAAUGGGGAGGAAUUGGUGGGAACAUUCGGUGGAAGAAAUGAGUCUUGAAGAGGUUGAAGAGUUUGAAAAGGCUCUGCAGAAUUUGAGGACGACUGCAGCCAUGAAGCUUAACGACAGAAUGAUGAAUGAAUAUUUGGUGCCUCACGUUGAAGCUAAUCAAGAUCAUCAUCAGCAUCAUCAACAUGAUGGUUUGUAA
This is a messenger RNA of Pistacia vera, 624 nucleotides long. RefSeq names its product agamous-like MADS-box protein AGL62. The record is from RefSeq and is a predicted model, not a curated record. NCBI's taxonomy places the organism in Eukaryota, Viridiplantae, Streptophyta, Magnoliopsida, Sapindales, Anacardiaceae. Bases 1 to 624 code for a protein of 207 amino acids. The transcript has a single exon. Gene Ontology annotation, biological process: positive regulation of transcription by RNA polymerase II. Gene Ontology annotation, molecular function: protein dimerization activity; DNA-binding transcription factor activity, RNA polymerase II-specific; RNA polymerase II cis-regulatory region sequence-specific DNA binding.